CGCAUUAGUGCGCAGGGGCGGCCAACCGUAGUGCUAUCAAAAAUUCACUGCUUGGCAUGUUUGUGGAGCAGUUGACGGUUGAACUUUGAGGAGUGCGGUUGCCACGGUUGGGCAAUCGGUGCCCCCAAUUUUCUCACCUGUGACUCUGUGUGUGUAUUUAAAUUUUUUUCUCAACUAAACCACCCUCUCAUCUACACACCGUCUCCCUCCUCAAUCGGCUCACGCGCUACUCCAUUGCGAAACCACGCGCUGCUAUUAAAGAGUAGCCGACGGAUCCCGUCGAUGGAUGCUAAUUGUGAGGAGGUGAAAUGGUCAGAAUUUUCGGAAAAUCUUCCCAAAAGGCACGAGGAAUGUGCUUUUAUUGUUAACUUUCUGCAUUACUUUUGCUCACACAAUAUGAUUGCAUAGAGAGAAAGAAAAGAACAAGAAAUUACACAAAGAGAGAGUACAAGAACAGCUGUGAAGGACAAGGAGCUCCUUCGGGAAGCUUCCUUGGUUGCAUUGUGAGUGCCACAGGGAGGGAUUUUUGUGCGCGUGACGUAAGCAAAAGGUGCCAAAGUGUUAUUUUGUGGGUGCAUUUUGUUCGAAAGGGGGCCCGACAAAAGCAAUACGGAGGGCCUCAGGAGUGCACUGGCCCGUUUGCGACGACAUACAACGGGUCCCUCACUCCCCACCGCCACUUCCGCCGGAUCCUCCCCGUCCAACCAAAGUGGAAUUUUUACCAGAGAAAACAGAAGCAAUCCGCCCAGCCCAACACCUGCACCCCCUUCGACACCCCGUAGAACGAAAGCUCUGCCACACAGUGCGAUGACUGUGUCCGUAACGCAUGGGCAGACAACCACGACAACAACUCAUCCUCAUCCCUCCACCACCGCCACCAUGGUUAGACCUACGAGUCCAGGAAAUUCCAGUGGCUCAGAGACGGACCAAGUUACUGGAACUGCUCUACGGAGGCUCUACUUCAAGAGUGGACGACACCCAAGAGCCAGAGGACCCGCUGUACCCAAGGUCGUCGUUAUGGGUUCAUCAACAACAUCAAAUUCUGAAGCAACAAUCAACACAUCCACUGAGAGUGCUUCAACUCUCACCACCAAUGUUACAGCCACCGACACUGAGACGUGUGAUUCCCUGGAUUUUGGGGAUACAUCAGGGCUAAUGGAGCCGCUUCUUAGCUCUCUGGAUGAAGCUCCGACGACAGCAAUAAGUGUCCAAUCGCCGCCGCCAUUGACGAAUGGAUGCGCCGCGGGUGAAGAUAAGGAACAACGGAAGGCUGAAGAGGCAGAGGUCGGUAAUAGAAUUCCAUCCCCAGCUCCGGACCCUCCUUUGUUGCUCAAUUACGACGAGGAUCCCUCAAAUCAACCAAAAACAGCUCCUGUUAGCACUCAAUCUCGCUUCCCAUUUGAUCGUCCUCCAUCUCCAAGAAGUGUACGAACAUUGGAGAAGAAUCAACCUCUAUUCACCUUCGACGAGGAAGCUGAACACCGGGAAAGUCGUCAUAGGGACCAAAUUUCCGAAAAGGAAAAGAAAUGCGAUAAAACGAUCAAUGGGCGUGUUGCACUGAAGGACAAGUAUGUCCUUAGUAAGCGUAUGAGUGCCAAGAAGCGAUUUGGUCAGACAGAUUCCACCAUGUUCCCCUUUGACCGUGAAGCUUUGGACUAUGAAAGGAUUCAGAGGGAAUACUUUGCACUCGAGGAAGAGACAAAGUUCCCUUUUGAUUCGGACACCUGUCUCGGGUACAAUUCAUCAGAUAGCCCCCUUAGGGAAUCUAUUAAGAGAUCGGAGAUUGAGUUGAAGGAUCGAAGGAAAUAUGAGGGGCCACAGGAUGUCUUCCAGCAGUACACACUGUUGGCACAGCAAGAGAGCAAAAUGCAUUACACUGAAUCCACUCCGAAGCCCACAAGAAGAUCCACCAAGAGAGUAAAUCCGGGGAAUUAUUCGUCAAAAUACGAUGCGUUCUCACCCAAGACGGAUCAUCCAAAAUCAGUGCAAGAUCACUUGGGGGGUAUGUCCAAGUUUGAUCAGAUUGCCACAAAAUUUGAUCAAAUGGCUCCAAAGGGUGAGUCGAGUAGCCCAUCAGGCGGAGCCCAUGGCACCCCAUUGCCCGACCUCCGAGUGGACUUCUUCGCUGAGGAGCCAACAGCUCGCGCCGAUGACGUGAACCUGGAAGAUUGCCAGAAGAUCAUGCAGCGUGGCGAUGCUAUAAAUGUCACGAGCAAUCCACUCGAUUCGGCAGUCUGUACUCAGCCACGAGCCACGAUCGUUGUGCAGCAAGCAUCACUGAGCUUGGAUAAUUCCGUGGAAACUUUCUUACUAAAACACGAGACGGACUUUGUUAGUGUGGAACAGGGUAAGGAGGCGCGCCAAAAGAAGAAGCAACAACGUGAAGAAAAUAUGAGGCAAUUGCUGGAUGUCACAAAUACCCUCACUUCCGAGGAGAUAAGGGAUUUUGAGAUGAGGUAUGGCUCUCCUCAUCACAGCCGUUCACAAUCGGUCAAGACGCCAGGGAGCCGAGCUUCCGGUCGACCCAAUCAGUUGAGUCUGCCUCAGCAACGCUCCAGAGUAGCUUCCAUGCCAAAUACUGGUGUUGAAGAGGAGUACUACAGGUUAAGGCAUUUCUCCAUCACAGGAAAGGGGGUUGUGAAUAGAGGGGAUUCAUUAAAGAGUCGCAGAAGUCGAUCCAACAACAGUGUAGCUUCCUCAAAUUCAAGUACUGAACACUUGACGGCCAAUGCAGCCGUUGUUGUAAGCACGGCGGGCGGCGGAUCAGCUAAGACUUCAGCUACAGCUAGUCUUGCCUCAAGUCGCGAAAGUAGCACAUCAAAUCCCGGCAAUGGACCCUACCGAGUUCUCAUGCUGGGUGCCACUGCAGUUGGAAAGAGCUCCCUUGUGUCACAGUUCAUGACCUCAGAGUACCUCCAUGCAUACGACACAAGCAUAGAUGAUGAGUCUGGUGAAAAAUCUGUAUCAGUUCUUCUGAGUGGUGAGGAAUCCGAAUUGAUCUUCAUUGAUCACGCUUCCACGGAUAUGUCGCCUGAAAGUUGUCUAACAUCGUAUGAUCCUCAUGGGUACUGUGUAAUUUACUCCUCUGCUGAUCGAUGCAGUUUUUUGGUAGCCGAAAGAGUCCUCCAGGGACUUUGGACAUCGGAAAAUAUUGCCCAAAAAGCUGUGAUUCUUGUUGCCAAUAAAGCGGAUUUAGCAAGGAGUCGAGCUGUCUCAUCUGAAGAGGGGAAAGCCAUGGCAACAGCAUACGACUGCAAAUUCAUUGAGACUUCCGUUGGAAUAAAUCACAAUGUGGAUGAACUGCUGGUUGGUCUUCUCUCGCAGAUUCGUUUAAAACUUGAGAAUCCCGAAAAGUCCAGGGAUCUAUUUAGAAAGCGAUCAACGAGAAAAUCCAAAAGAAGAGCCUGCUCUCCGCUGGGAAGUGCAGCUACAGCUUGUUUAACGGGCAGUGGUGGUACGAAUCCAGGAACACCCGUCUCAAUAGGACCCACUGUUACAGGGCAUGACUACCCAACUCCACCCGGAAGUGCUCAAAGCUCACCGAGAAAGUAUCGAGGCUCACGCACAUCGACGAGUCUCAAGGUGAAGGGACUCCUGGGGCGUGUUUGGGCCAGGGAUUCAAAAUCAAAGAGCUGCGAAAAUCUCCAUGUGCUGUAAAUAUGAUAUUACACAUCAUAUUAUAAUUAAUUCCCUUUUACGGGGUCCUUCGAUGGGCCCCAAUACUGGACCAUAGUUUCAUGUAGUUCAUCCUCUAUAUAAUCAUCCUGCAUUAUCCAUCUUGGUAAUUCCAUACGAAUUUUUGCCCAAUUUCUUCUCGGCGAAAUGGAAUUUGAGGGAAGAAUAAAGCCACAAAGGCUCAAAAUCCGCAUUAGAUUAAUCGUUUUAAUCGUAAAAAAAAGUAUAUCCUCGUUAUUUUUAAAGAGAAUUUGUCUCAAUUUCGUUAUUAUUAGUAGCGAUAACUUUGAAAACUUCAAUGUGGAAUUAAGUGAUAAUUUUUUGUCGUUUUAUAUUUGGCAAAACUUCCAUAAACUUUAUAAAGGAUCAUAAAAAUGUUUUCAAUCAUUUUAUUAAAUCUUCGAAAGAUAGAAAAAUUUAAAAAGAAAAACCCUUUUUUUGUUAAAUUUUAAUCAUAAAAAUUAUUCUUAAUUCGACAUUGAUUUUUCCCUAGAAAGAGACGGAAGAAAACUAUGUUUUCAAAUUAUAUUGAAAAAUCAAGUAUUUCUAAAAUAAAAUUCUUAAUAGUAUUUUAAGAUUAAAUAAGAAACAUAUUUAAAAUAAUUUCAGGUUUUAAUGUCAGACUUUUACUCUUUUGAAAAAAUGUAAAAGAAGUGCAUAAAGUUAAAAGUUGAGUGUUAAUGUGAAAUUCGUCCCGGUUUUAGAUGAGUAAGAAGUCAAUUUCAAAAAAGAUAAAUACACAAAGAAAAAAAAUAUCUUAAAAUUUGACGAAAUAUCAAUUUAAAUUAAAAAAAAAAAAACAAACUUUCUGUAGGAAUAUAGAGAAAAUUUUAUAUCCCGAAAGUAAUAUUUAUUAGUUAAGAUUUUACAAUAAUUUAUCUGUAAAAAUAUUUUAUAAGUUUUAUACUUUUAUUUUAUACGAUAUUUUUUAUAUUUUGAAUUUUAUAAUAAGUUGUAGUCAUUUACAAGGACUUGUUUUGAACUGAUUUUUUGUAUGUUGUCGUAUUAAAAGUUUUUUAAGUGUGAUUUAUGUUUUCUUUUAUUUAAACUUUUCUUCCCACCCCUAUGUACUUUUUUAUGAUUUCUUCAAAAAGCAAAAAACAUAAAAACUUUCAACAGAUGCAAAAAAUCAAAAAGAAUCCAAUCAAAUAACAAACUGCCCACAAUUUUCACCAUUAAACAAAUCCACAAAAGCAAUUUUCCACUUUUUCCCGACUUUUUUGAAAAUUGCAAAAUUUGGGUCUUUGCAGUGAAAUUGUGUGGGGAGCAAAUUUGGGGACAAACAAAAUUUAAAAAAAAAAUCUUAAAAAAUGGAUAUCAUUUGGAUGUUGAGAGGGACCAAAAAUUUAGGAGAUUGUUGCACAUUGUCGCUUUAUUUAUCAUUUACAUAAGAUCCCUAGAAUUGUUGUCCACACAUUCCACUGAUUAUUUUAGCUUUUAAAACAUAUAAUUAUAUAAAUAAUUAAGCGUAAAUAGUAAUAAUAUAAUUUACUGGGUCCAUUUUAAUCACCAUAUUUGCAUGUUUAAAUGUUUCUCGUGUUCGUUCCCAAAGAUCAUGGUAUUUUUGCCUCAGAAGAAGAAAGAAGAUUUAUUGAUUACAAAAAUUUACGAAUUUUAUCGUAGUUGAAAUGAAAAUAUCAUAAUAAUUCUUCGGUAGAGACAGGAUUAGAAGAUUGCGCAUAUUAAAAAGAAAAAAAUAUAUUUCAUCUCUGCAAUAUUUGCAUAAAUAGAGAAUGUUCAAAAUAUUGAGAUUUUUUAAAUGCUGAAGGAAAGAAGCAUUAAACCCUUCAAGGUAGUUUUUAGCAUAUUCCAAGCUAAUCAAUCAUUUAAAAAAAGAUCACAACUAAAAUAUCUAACACAUCCAACCGAGACAGAUAUCAACAUAAUUAAUAAAUAGAAAGAAAAAAACAUAAUUUUGACGUUAUAUUUUGCAAAAGAAUAACAAAAAUUAAUUUUAAAAAAAAUUCUGAUUUUUUAACGAAUCAUUGACGUAGUCAUGAAGGAUAUUUGGGUGUCUAACACGCUAGAAGUUCUGAUUUUCAAAAUUCAUGAAAACGUCAAUCGUUAGAAAACAACUGUCAAACGUUCUACAAAACAUCAAACGUUAGAAAAGAGACAUCAUUAUGUUAGAAUAUGUUAGACAAGUCGUCAAAAACUGCUCAUUUGAAUGCUUUUUCGUUGUUAAUAUUAUUCUUAUAAACUCUGACUCCGGAUUCCUUUUUCUUAAUCUUCUUCUUAGUUUCUUUUAGUUAUUAUUUUUUCUUAAGCACUCCCUUGAACAGAUAUGUGGCUACGUCAACAUUCUACUUCAGCAUUUUAACAAGUUUACCUAAAGGAUCUGGCAAAAAAGAUUUAUUCAACUUGAUCUCACUCUUUCGACUAUGAGAGGGAACAUCAUCAUAUUGGUAUAAAAAUUAAAUAAAUUCACGAAUUAUUGAUUAAAAAAAUGUCGUGCCUUUUAUAAUUUUGAUCCCAAAUAAAAGAACAUUAAUUUCUUGUAAUACAUUGCGAUGCAAUGCGCAACAUAAGAAACCCAAAAAUAACAUUCUAGUGCCAAAAAAAGGAGAUGAUUUGUUGCUAUCGGAUGGAAAUUGAAGCAAUAUAUAAUACCUUCCUCCUCCAUCAUCCUUUGUAUCCUGCAUAAAAUUCCCCAUCACCAUAAUUAUCGUGCGUUAAAUUGUUGAUUAAAGCAUAAUGUGUUUGUGAAGAUCAUGCGAUGAAAAGUAUGUGUUCGGAAUAGUCGGGUAAAAAAAAAUUAAAUGAAAAAAAAUACAAAGAAAUCUGUAAUGAAAAAAUAAGUAGGUACAUAAUUUGAAGAAAAUGAAAAGCCCUCAAAUCAAAAUAUUUAUUGAAAAUGAAACACUAUAACCCAAAUAAAAUGAUAAAAGCACCAAAGAUUUUAUUUUGCUGCAGUAGAAGUUUUUAGAAUGGAUUUUUUUUAUUCAAUAUGUCUCGUUAUUGCAUUUAUUGACACAAAUUAAUUUUUUAUACGUUAAUUUAAUAUUCUUCACCUGACACAAAAAAUAGACUUAUAAAUAUUUUGUUGAUUCCAUUGGACUGGAAAUUUCGUUCGGUCCUAAAAGCCUCUUUGCAGCAUAAUAAUUUAAUUGCUAAAGUUUACAGCGCAUGACCUACAUCAAAAUAUAUAUACUUUCAACAAAUUGAAUAAAAAUUGCAAUAUAAAAACUCAUUACACUUUGUAUUAAAAUUGACACACAUAUAACAUUUUAUGAAGUGAACACAAAUUAAAAAAAAAAGCUCCUUUCAAAAAUCCCUGUGUUUUUGUAAUUAAAAAGUAAAUUAAUGUUUCAUGAUGAAUUUUCAUGUGUCGCACACAAUAUUAAUGUUUCUAUCUGUCUAUGAUUAGGAAUUAAUUAAAUGAAAAUAAAAUUAAAGACAACCUCUUCCUUAUUAACUUUGACCUCCGCACACACACCGUAAAGAAAAGCUACACUCAAUGCCCCCCAAAAUGAAAAUUCAAUAUAUUGUGAAUGUGAGAAUCUACUCACAAAUCAGCUAAAAUAUAAAUAUAUACAGAAAAUAUUCGAAGAAAAUAUUAAAAAUGAUAAACUGUGUAAUAAGAAAUGAAGAAAAUGAUGAGAAACUGUUGAAAAUGCACAUUGGAAUUUGAUGAAAACUUUCUUUCCCAAAGCAAUUUUUGGGGUGGGGAGGAAACUAACACAAAAUAUUGCAUAUAAUGAAGUUUUCCUGAAAGAGAAAAAAAAUAAGAAAAUUAUUGUAAAAUGAGAAGGAGAAACAAUCUAAGGAAGUGAAAUAAAAUGAAGAUUUAUUCUGAAAUUCAAUAAAA
Lutzomyia longipalpis is the source of this 7483-nucleotide messenger RNA. RefSeq lists its product as uncharacterized. Gene Ontology annotation, molecular function: GTPase activity; calcium channel regulator activity; GTP binding. The transcript is spliced from 15 exons. The coding region runs from base 808 to 3657 and encodes 949 amino acids. Gene Ontology annotation, cellular component: plasma membrane. Lineage: Eukaryota; Metazoa; Arthropoda; Insecta; Diptera; Psychodidae. The record is from RefSeq and is a predicted model, not a curated record.